Molecule: messenger RNA, 2139 nt
Organism: Symbiodinium sp. CCMP2592
Lineage: Eukaryota; Dinophyceae; Suessiales; Symbiodiniaceae
Source: the annotation of a GenBank genome assembly
AUGGUGGUAUUCCGAUUGCUGCUUGGCCGGCUACCCAGGUUUGGGCCUGGCAAAACAGAGGGCUUGGACGGCGCCCGACCUGCCCGACGUGGCGAUGGUCAGUGCAGUUGUGGUUUUGAGAGCGGCGCCGAUGUCGUCGUGAACGACUUUGUCGCAGCAGGCUGUGAUGAGCCGGACCGGUGCAUUUUGCCUGGUUCCAGUGGUUGUGUUCAGGCUGAUGAUGGGGCCGGUGGAGGAUCGGCCGCGAGCCUUGAGUUUGGAGAUGGAUGUGGGGCCGGUGGUGUUUUGGCUGCAUGCCCACUGCUGGCAUUGAUCCUUUUCGUGGGUGUGGUGACGGCGAUCAUGCUGUGGAUGGUCUUCGUGGAGUUGCUGAAUGGCUGGGCCGACGAUGACGGCGGCGCUGCUGCAACUUUUGGGGCGGAGGAGGACGAGUCUUACGAGGCGCUCUUCGCCCAGCUCGAGCAUUUGCUAUGGCAGCGUCCUGCUGACCCUGUUCGUGCCUUGGCUGCGCUUAUGCAGGAGUGGCAGAAUCCUGCCCGGACGGUGCACGUGGCGCCCAGAUGGUCGCGCAAGAAGCGGGCCAAUGAUCAGGAUUGGACACCGUGGUCUGGCUGGGAUGGCUAUGCUCCUGUGGAUCGGUGGGGCCGGCACGCCGCUUCUAGUGCUGAUGAUGAUGCUGGUUGGGUGGAGGUCUCUCGCAAGAAGGCCAAGAAGCCCAAGGGACGUGAUUCGCAGGUUGCUCUGUUUCUCUUUCUGGAAGGGGGACUGGCAAGGAUCGUGCUCAGGCUGGCGGCAAAGGCAAUGGUCAGCUGGGUCCCCUCUCUCCUUUGCAUUGGGGCCCGCGGGCUGCUGAUUGGCAGCCGGGCACCCGUAUCAUUGAGGAUGUCACGGAGGUCCUGCAUGAUCCCUCCAUCGAUGCUGUUGCCUAUGUCCUAUGUCAAGACAGAGGAGGAAUUGGAGAGGUACCGAGAGUUCGGAGGUUUUUGGGAGGAGCUUCGCAUGCCAGGUGAGUGGCGUGGCCAUGUCCGGGCGGCCAAUGUGUGGGCUGCUUUCUGCAGCGAUAAUGCGCCGCGCUUGAAGCAGAUGUCGGUGGGAGGCUUUGACGAAGAACGCAGGAGCCCACUUCAGGGAUUGGACCCAUGCCGCGAUAGGGCACAUCCGGGAUUCCUGGGGAUGGCAAUUGUGGUCAGAGGGCUGGGAGGAAAUACAGCGACGAUCGAGGGACUUGUGCGUGUCCCCUCGGAGCAUGCUUGUACUUUGCUGAAGCUUUCGGGGCAUUACGCCCGUUCGGAGCGCUGGUUUGUGAACGCUGUCUCGAGGCAGCAGACUUUGGAUGGUGUGCCACCGUUGGCAGUCGACUGGCUGGACUGGCAAGAAGGCGAAUCUUGGUCUCAAUAUGCCAGACGUGCUCGCCGGGCAUUGGCUGAUACGGGUUUCGGUCUGGCUUGGGGCAUGUCCCAACUUGGGGUGGGGAGGGCUGCUACCACCGCCGAUGCGGAGCGGCCGCGCACCGUUUUCAGAUCCUGGAGACUCACCGGCAUUCCGAGGGAUUGGGCCUUUGAGGAUGUGGAGACCUUCUUGGGGGAUGCUUCUUUCGAGGAGGUCGAGCUGCAUGAGCGCCGUCCUUGGCGUAACGGCACUACUUGCUGGGUUUUCAAGGCUAGGGCUGCUGCUGAUUAUGAUUUCUUCUCCACUGUGAUUGCCGAGCAAUUGGUUGAGGCCGUGCGACUGGGUCUUCAAGCCCGCGGGAAAGCCCGGGGGGAAGAGACGGUGGGCCACUUCGGGGAUCGUGCCGCGAAAGUUUCCUCUCCGCCGCCGGCUGCUUCCGAGAUGCAGGUCGAGUCUGGUGAUGCCCCUCGACUCGAUGAUGGUAAACCCUCGGCUAAAACCGAUUCGGCCGAGGUCUCCAAGCGUCAGAAGGCUGGGUGUAGUGGCCCGCCGAUCCCUGCGGGAAUGGUGCUGAAGGACAACACCGGUGCUGGAAACUGCAUGUACUUAUUGGUCGGUGUUGGCCGAUCCCGGCGCAGCGCCUCAGACCUGCGCAAUGUCGUCUGCAAGCAUGUUCGCAAACACGCUCUCUGGAAUAUGAAGGUUUGUGGGCUGGCGACGCCCCCGACGCUGCUGGCACUUCGAUGUUAG